CGAAUCGCCCAGAUCGGCAGUCCGUGCCCACGACGCGCUCUAGCUUAUAUCCGCGUCCUCAAGCUGGCCGCGAUUCCGAGGCAUAAGCCCCGUCCAAUGACCACAGCGUCAUGGCACCUCGAGUCGAGUCGACUUCGGCAGAGGGGAUAUUUCUUUGUCGAC
Messenger RNA from Mixia osmundae IAM 14324, 162 nucleotides. RefSeq lists its product as uncharacterized. The record is from RefSeq and is a predicted model, not a curated record. The annotation marks the transcript as partial. NCBI's taxonomy places the organism in Eukaryota, Fungi, Basidiomycota, Mixiomycetes, Mixiales, Mixiaceae. The transcript has a single exon.